This is a messenger RNA of Mesorhabditis belari, 1239 nucleotides long. NCBI's taxonomy places the organism in Eukaryota, Metazoa, Nematoda, Chromadorea, Rhabditida, Rhabditidae. The record is from the annotation of a GenBank genome assembly.
AUGUCCUCUAUGGAAGUAGAUAAAUCGACGACGUUCAGUUGUCACAAUUUGAAAGGAAUACAAGAUAUUCUUGGCUACGACAACUUCGCUCCAAUCAUUGAACAAGGCUUGGGCACAUUGGAUUUCUUCAAAUUACUUCAUACGCUGUGUACAGAAAUUAAGGUCCUUGAUGAGUUACAAGAAAGUCCAUCUGCUAUUCAAUCACUUGACGAAGCGAAGGCUUUUCUUUAUGAACUUAGCGCCUUUCUGACUGAAUUGGAUUGUGGAAUUUCUGAUCUACUCUCGGGUUCAUUGGAGGAACGCUUUUCGUCAACAACUCGUCGUUAUGCACUUAUCGACUUUUUGAUUAACGAAUUGAAAGUUGCUCGUGUAUUGGCAGACGAAAAAUUAAAAGCCCCAGUAAAGGUUAUUGAUACUGCAUUGGCCCAGGAUCUUGACAGAGCGAUUCAAACGUUAAAGAUGCCAGCGCCUAAAAUAGGAGAUGAGCGUGAUAUCGUGGCUAAAAUUAUGGUUGAAGCCAACAAACGAUGUCAAGUGCUCAAAAACCCACCACGUCCACUUUUUACCGAAAAGAUGGAUGAUUUGAAGUGGGCAGCAGUUGAUCGGCUUUGUCAUCAAAUGUCUGCUGAUGUACGCGCUCGAAAUCUGUUACUUCUAAAGAGAAUCGAUGUAACUGUGAACUCAUUUUUAUGGGCUGAUAAAGUUCGAAAACGAGAAAAGGAAAUUUUGGAUCUAUACGCAGAAAAAAGAAAAGAUAUGGCUAAGGUUUUUCCUCCGGAUGUAAUAAGCCUUCUUGCUUGUUCGAACAAUCACCUACUGAUUGAAAGGGCAUCAUGCUCCCGUUUGCGUCAACAUACGAAAUCCAAAGUUCAGCCGGUUGCGAAUGCAGAAGCACCAAAAGAUCGUGGUGGACGCACAAAUGAAGUAGCUGCACCUUCACGAGAGACAUUUUUAUCACAACAGCUCGGUCGAGGUGAUGGUGGACGUGGGCAGUGGCAUGGUGGACGAGGAGGACAUGGUGGCCAUGGAGGUCAUGGAGGAAGAGGGCAUGGUGGUGGAAAUCAAAAUUAUCAACAAAGCGGUGGUUCACAUCACUCAGUCGAAGACCAGGCUCGUAACGAAUAUCAACAGAGGCGCGAUCAUUAUGGUGGCCAAGAUCGUCGUGGUGGGAAUCGAGGCGGAAGCGGCGGUGGUUAUCAACGGGGACGUGGCGGCGGGCGUGGAUACAUGGGCAAUUAC